AUGAAUGCCGUCACUUGGUGGACAGCCUCGUAUCAAGUUCUUUGGUCCGGCCUGCAUCGUGUAUUGAACGAAACAUUCCAGGAUUCGGUGAUCACCACUAGCCGCUUUAACGAAGGAACUGAAGCGGGCGAAUUGCAUCUCGCGAAUCUUGAGAGGAAAAGCGGACUUGAUCUCGGGGUCAUUUGCGACUUUUCAUGGGGAAAAGCGGCAUCAUCGGGAGGUGUGCUCGUCCGGGACAAGCCGCAGCAUUUCAAUGUCGCCGGUUGCGGCUACGUUGUACUCCCUCGAUGGACAAUCGGGGACAGCCGUGGUGGCUCGAUGAUGAUCGGCUGA
Molecule: messenger RNA, 333 nt
Organism: Coccidioides immitis RS
Lineage: Eukaryota; Fungi; Ascomycota; Eurotiomycetes; Onygenales; Onygenaceae
Exons: 3
Coding region: 1-333 (110 amino acids)
Source: RefSeq, a predicted model, not a curated record